AUCACCAGCGGCUGGAUGUCGCGUGAAUGUCAAGGAAAUGAUUAAGCAAACGCAAAAACAAAUAAUUAAAUGCUUUACAAUAUGAUAAUUUUUUGUUUGUUGAGUACUUAAUUAAAAGUGAUUACUAAUAAUUAUAAAAAUUCAUUUAUGUUUUACAUGAAAGAAAACAUAAGACGUAAAAUACGUAAAAUGAACGGUAGAAAUCACUGGAACAAACCGUUUUGCUCUACCACUUUUAGUUUUUGAGUUAUGAAUUUUUUAAUAAUGGCGCAUCCACCAUUUUUCACUUUUUUAUUUUCUCAAUAACGGCAAAACUAUUCGAAAAAGUGGAACUAUUUUGAUGCAGUCCUAAGCAAAAUGAUCCGGGAAAUCGAUUGGCGUCAAGAAAAUCGCCAAAUUCCAAAUAGUAUUUAAGUAAUGAAUUUUUUAAAAUUGUACCUAUUUCUCAUUUUAUUUAAAAUUUUCUCCAAAACUAUCAGUUGGAGGAAGAUCAAUGAUCUUUUUUGAAAAAGAUAGAUAAUUAAAAGAGCUUUCCAACGAUGGUACACUUUAUAGGGUUAUCUGUGAUGGUUCCGGAGAUAUUGCCCAAUAAAUGUUCGAAAUCGACCAAAAUUUGUACAAAAAUCGGAAUAACAAUAGUCUGUUAAAAUCGAUUCUUUUAACGUUUUUUUGCACUUUGAACAACUCAAAGAGGUUCUAAAAGCGUAGAAAAGUUUAGGAUUACUUCGCAGAAAUAAUAAAAAAUCAGAAAUUAACAAACAAAAAUCUGGUGGCCACAGUAAUGGUUAAUGAAAGUUCUUGUGUUUAAUUAUUACUUAUUUCUGCAUAUUGUUACUAAGAGACCUACAAUUAAAUCAAUCGAUAAUGGGUUAAUUCGCGACGUGUUGUGGUUUUAAAGGUUAUAAACAUGAGAUAAUGUGUUAACAGGAAAACAAGCAGGAAUAGUACAGACUUCAACAAGUUAGUUUAUUUAGUGAUAAACACUUGCACAAGUCACAAACACAAUGAAGGCGAAAACCAUAAUCCUGAGCAAAAAAUUUCAAGGAUACCCCCAAGAAACCAACUUCAAAAUAGUCGAAGAAUCGCUUCCCCAGCUAAAAGACGGCGAAUUCUUGGCACAAGCCGAAUUCUUGAGCGUCGACCCUUACAUCCGCGUGUUUAUGAAGGCAGUUGGGGCCCCCAUAAUUGGGGAACAAGUCGCAAAAAUAAUAGAAAGCAAGAAUUCGAAAUAUCCGCUUGGGGAGUACGUCGUGGGGGAGUUUGGUUGGAGGACACAUACUGUAGCCUCAGAAAAACCGGGAGAUUUUUUCAAUCUCCCGCCGAGACUCGUCUCCUUCGGGGAUUUACCCAAAUCGCUGGCGUUAGGGGCUUUGGGAAUGACGGGGGUCACAGCCCUGUACGGGCUCCAGCUGUGCGAGCCCGCGGCGGGCAAAACCCUCGUAGUCUCAGGAGCGGCCGGGGCUGUGGGCACCCACGUGGGCCAACUGGCCAAACUACAAGGGUGCAAAGUGGUUGGUAUCACUGGAUCGGACGCUAAAGGCCACCGAUUGGUCAAAGAAUUGGACUUUGAUGCUUUCGUUAACUAUAAGAGUGAAGAUUUUGAGAAAAAAUUGGCCGAAGCUACGCCACAAAACAUAGACUGCUACUUCGACAACGUGGGGGGCGAUGUCAGCAGCGCCGUCUUGCACCGCAUGAACAAAUUCGGUCAUGUGGUCAUCUGUGGGGCUAUUUCCACCUACAAUGACGAAAACACCAAAGCCCGAGAGGUGCAAACACCUGUGAAAGUCAACCACCUUGUGAUGGAAGGGUUCAGCGUGACUCGGUGGCGAAACAAAUGGAACAAAGCCAUUGACGAUAACCUUAAAUUGAUCCAAGAGGGGCGUUUGAAAUAUUUCGAAACCGUCACUGAAGGGUUCGAAAAUACGCCGGACGCGUUCAUGAAGAUGCUAGGUGGGCAGAACUUUGGGAAAGCUAUUGUUAAAGUGUGAAUAAAUUGUUAAAACUGAA
This is a messenger RNA of Tribolium castaneum (red flour beetle), 2007 nucleotides long. RefSeq names its product prostaglandin reductase 1. The transcript is spliced from 4 exons. The coding region runs from base 1005 to 1988 and encodes 327 amino acids. Gene Ontology annotation, molecular function: 15-oxoprostaglandin 13-reductase [NAD(P)+] activity; 2-alkenal reductase [NAD(P)H] activity. Gene Ontology annotation, biological process: prostaglandin metabolic process. Lineage: Eukaryota; Metazoa; Arthropoda; Insecta; Coleoptera; Tenebrionidae. The record is from RefSeq and is a predicted model, not a curated record. Gene Ontology annotation, cellular component: cytoplasm.